AGUUUUAUGCCUCUAUGGGAGAUCAUUGACGAAAGAUGGGACGAACGACUCCACGGCCCUUUGCAUGCAACAGGCUAUUUUCUUAACCCUGAGUUUCACUAUAGCAAUGGGUUUAGAGAUGAUAUUGAAGUUAAAGGUGGUCUACAUGAUUGUAUCACAAGGAUGGUGGCCGAUUCCGAAGAGAGAGCUAAGAUUGAAAUUCAACUUGAUGAUUUCGAUAAAUGGGCAAACGAUAUGACUCAUCCUGUAGCCGUAACGACAGCUGGUAAUGAGGUUCCAUCAGUUUGGUGGAGCGCCUUUGGAGAGGGACUACCGGAGCUCCAAAAAUUUGCAUGUCGUGUAUUAAGCUUGACAUGCAGUUCUUAUGGGGGUGAUCAUAAUCGGAGUGCAUUUGAGAUGGUCCAUGCUAAGAGAAGAAACUCUUUGUGGCAAAAUAUUUAUAAUGAUUCUCUCUUUGUCAUGGCUAAUUCAAAAUUGGCUGAAGACAAAGCAAGAUGGUUUAUUGAGCUACUUCAAAAUCUGAAGGAUAAUGGAAACAGUGAAGGUACUCCAUAUCUUAAGUCUCUACAUGACGUGAUUGCUGAUUUGUAUGAUGAAUAUGGAGUUGGAGAUGAAGUUCAAGAUAGAGACAAAGAUGAAGAUCAAAUGGAAGAUUCUGAUUAAAUUUGAAAGAUUUUCUAGAUUAAAUACCUAGAAUUUGACUAUUAUUGAUGUUUAUGUCUUGGUACUUUUUAAAAGCUUAAUACUAUAUAGCUUAAGGUUUUAAUUUGUGACUUAUGAAUUGUGUUUGGCUUUCUUAAGGUAGUAAAAAUCCCUUAGUUCAUGACCUUGUUGAUUUAUCUGUAUGUUUGUUACUUGCUGAUGAAUUCUUCUAUGUAAGCCAA
Messenger RNA from Medicago truncatula (barrel medic), 884 nucleotides. RefSeq lists its product as uncharacterized. The transcript is spliced from 2 exons. The coding region runs from base 7 to 663 and encodes 218 amino acids. The record is from RefSeq and is a predicted model, not a curated record. NCBI's taxonomy places the organism in Eukaryota, Viridiplantae, Streptophyta, Magnoliopsida, Fabales, Fabaceae. Gene Ontology annotation, molecular function: protein dimerization activity.